GCCAGCGGGAAUACCGCUCCAGUCACAUGUGGAAGGAUUCUGUCAGGAAACCACCAACUCCUGUUUGCUCUGGUGGACAAACAGCUCGGCCGCUGCGAUGGCCGCGCUGCUCGGAGUCGCGCUGUUUGUCCCGCAGGCCCUCGCACAGGGUCACCCGUAUCUUCUGAACGUCUGACUGGCUCCCACUGUUGGACACAAUGGUUCUGGACGACCUACCAAAGCUGGGAGAUACAUGUGCCUCCUUGUACUCCUCGGCUAUGGAAGACUUAGAGGUGGAUUUGGAUUCAGGACUGGAGGAAGACGAACUGAAACAGGAGGCUGCUCCUGAGGACUCCACGAUCUUUGUAGCUUUUAAAGGAGAUAUAGAGGAUAGAGACUUUGAACAGAAACUGAGCGUUAUACUGGAGAAUGUACCUGGCCUUCUACAUAUGGAAUCCAACAAGUUAAAGCUGCAGAAAAUAGAGCCUUGGAACAGCGUGCGCGUCACCUUUAACAUACCGCGCGAAGCUGCGGAGCGGCUGCGCAUCCUGGCUCAGAAUAACAACCAACAGCUUCGUGAUCUGGGGAUUCUCUCUGUUCAGAUUGAAGGGGAAGGUGCUAUCAAUUUAGCUCUAGCUCAAAAUAGAAGCCAAGAUGUCCGAAUCAAUGGGCCCCUGGGAGCAAACAACUCAGUACGAAUGGAAACUGGAUUUCCCAUGCAAGGGGGACAAGGUUUGAUAAGAAUGAGCAAUGCUGCAGCUGUUAUGAUGUCCCAGAGUGGAAGCAUGCCAUCCUCUAUGGUGGCAGGUGGUGCUGGUACAGAGCUGCAGCCAAGAACACCUCGACCUUCCUCACAGCCAGAUGCAAUGGACCCACUUUUAUCUGGGUUAAAUAUCCAGCAGCAAAAUCAUCCAUCUGGAUCUUUAGCUCCGCAACUCCAUUCAAUGCAAUCAGUUCCUGUAAACAGGCAAAUGAACUCAGCCAACUUUCAGCAACUACAGCAACAAACACAGUUGCAGACACGUCCUCCCCAGCCACAUCAGCAGCCACAGCAGGGUAUUCGACCUUCGUUUACUUCACCGGCACAGGUUCCGGUUCCCCCUGGCUGGAACCAGCUUCCUUCAGGAGCACUUCAGCCUCCUCCAACCCAGGGAGCACUGGGUACCUUGACAGUAAACCAGGGUUGGAAAAAGGCCCCUUUACCUGGACAAAUGCAACAGCAACUUCAAGCAAGACCAUCUCUAGCCACAGUACAAACUCCUACUCAUCCUCCACCUCCAUAUCCUUUCGGAAGCCAGCAAGCUUCCCAGGCUCACUCAAACUUUCCCCAAAUGAGCAAUCCUGGCCAGUUUACUGCUCCUCAAAUGAAAAGCCUUCAGGGAGGGCCCUCACGCGUUCCUACACCACUACAACAACCCCACUUGACCAACAAGUCUCCUGCUUCCUCUCCCUCCUCCUUCCAGCAGGGAUCUCCUGCAUCAUCUCCAACAGUUAACCAGACGCAGCAGCAGAUGGGACCAAGGCCUCCCCAAAGUAGCACGCUUCCCCAGGGAUUUCAGCAGACUGUCAGUUCUCCUAGUCGUAAUCCUAUGGUGCAACAGGGGAACGUACCCCCCAACUUCAUGGUGAUGCAGCAGCAGAACCAAGGUCCACAAGGUUUACACCCUGGCUUAGGAGGAAUGCCCAAGCGCCUCCCUCCCGGGUUCCCUGCAGGCCAGGCUAACCAGAGCUUCAUGCAAGGUCAGGUGCCUUCCACAGCACCAGGAACACCAGUGAACAGUGGAGCUCCACAGCUACAAACCAGCCAAAAUGUGCAGCACACAGGUGGCCAAGGAUCUGGGCCUCCUCAAAAUCAGAUGCAAGCACCGCAUGGCCCACCAAAUAUAAUGCAGACCAAUUUAAUGGGACUUCAUGGAAAUAUGAACAACCAGCAGGCUGGUGCUAGCGGAGUGCCACAAGUUAACAUGGGCAACAUACAAGGACAGCCUCAACAAGGACCACAGUCUCAGCUUAUGGGAAUGCAUCAGCAAAUUGUAUCCUCUCAAGGACAGAUGGUAAAUAUUCAGGCUCAGGGAUCGAUGAACCCUCAGAACCAGAUGAUACUUUCUCGAACUCAGCUCAUGCCGCAAGGCCAAAUGAUGGUAACACCACAAAAUCAAAAUCUUGGUCCUUCACCCCAAAGGAUGACCCCACCCAAACAGAUGAUUUCCCAGCAGGGACAACAGAUGAUGUCUACACACAAUCAGAUGAUGGGACCUCAAGGUCAGGUCUUGUUACAGCCAAACUCAAUGAUGGAACAGAUGAUGACCACUCAAAUGCAGGGAAAUAAACAGCCUUUUAAUACACAAAACCAGUCCAGUGUUAUGUCGGGGCCAGCUCAACUGAUGAGAGGACCAACCCCAAACAUGCAAGGCAACAUGGUGCAGUUCACUGGGCAGAUGAUGGCUCAACAAGGCCCUGUGAACGGUAACCCUUCUCAGGUUAUGGGAAUACAAGGGCAAGUUUUAAGACCUACUGGGCCUGGCCCCCACAUGUCUCAGCAACUUGGGGAUACUACUACUGCAACAAGUAGUGAUGUGAACGUGACACAGAUGUUACCUGAUGUUCCCGUGCAGCAGUCUAACAUGGUGCCUUCCCAUAUGCAAGCAAUGCAAGGAAGCAGCAGUGCUUCGGGGAGUCAUUUCUCUGGCCACGGUCUGCCGUUCAAUUCCGGGUUUAGCGGAACGCCAAAUGGGAAUCAGAUUUCCUGUGGACAGAAUCCUGGUUUUCCUGUCAAUAAGGAUGUCACGCUCACAAGCCCGCUCUUGGUGAACCUUCUACAGAGCGAUAUAUCAGCAGGACACUUCGGUGUGAACAACAAAACAAAUAGUCAGAAUGCCAGUAAGCCAAAGAAGAAGAAGCCUCCAAGGAAAAAGAAAACUAAUCAACAACUGGAACAAACAAACUCCUCAGAACCGCGCGCGGGCGGCCUGGAGGAGAGCGAUCAGUCAUCAACGUCCGGAGAUCAGGGAAUCAGCCUAGACAGCUCAGGCCCUAAACUUUCAGACUUUGGCAGCAGGCCACCAGGUUAUCCUUCUCAGCCAGUGGAACAAAGACCACUUCAGCAGAUGCCACCUCAACUCAUGCCACAUACCCAGCAGCCACAGCAGCUGCAACAGCAGCCACAGCUGCCUCCACAGCAAGCUCAGGCACCACCACAAACACCGCAGCAACAGCAACAAAUGAUGAUGAUGCUUAUGAUGCAGCAGGACUCCAAAUCAGUCAGGCUUCCCGUACCACAAGGAGUUCAUCCACCUCGAGGGCCUCUGAAUCCAGAUGCCCAAAGAAUGCCCAUGCAGCCGAGUGGUAACAUGCCAGUAAUGGUCAAUCUACAGGGCCCUGGAUCUGUGCCUCUGUCUCCUGAUAAACAGAGAAUUUCCUUGCCAAGCAAUCCUUCUCUGGGAAAUAAUGCAAGAAAAAUGGUUUAUCAAGAUAAUGUACAGAAUCCUUCCAGCUCGCCUCUGGGAGAAGUUUCAUCAGUAUCCUCCCUUCCAGAAGGAGGUGGAACUGAAGGCACCACAGCAUCAGGAGCUCAGAAUAAUUUGACAUCUCAUUUAGUAGUUUCACAGAACCAAUUAAUGAUGACGGGAGCCAAACCUGGACCAUCCCCACUUUCAACCACCCAAGGCACAAGUCCUCAACAGCAAUCUAAUUCUCUGCCUGGCUCCCUUGCACACCAUUUUCCUAAUGUUGCUACCCCAUCACAAACUUCAAGGCCUAAAACCCCAAACAGAGCAAGCCCAAGGCCAUACUAUCCUCAGACUCCUAAUAACCGCCCACCUAGCACAGAACCCUCAGAAAUAAGCCUGUCUCCAGAGAGACUCAAUGCUUCUAUAGCUGGUCUUUUCCCUCCCCAAAUUAAUAUUCCUUUACCUCCCAGGCCUAAUCUCAGUAGAGGAUUUGAUCAGCAGGGUCUUAAUCCUACUACUUUGAAGGCCAUUGGACAAGCCCCAUCAAAUCUCACAAUUAACAAUCAGUCUAGUUUUGCUGCUCCACAGUCACAUAAAUUGGAAAGCGUUGUUAAUUCAGGAAAGCAAACAAAUGCUGGAGGAACAAAGAGAGCAAGUCCAAGCAGUAGUCGAAGGUCCAGUCCUGGAUCCAGCAGGAAAACAACACCAAGUCCUGGUAGACAGAAUUCAAAGGCAGCAAAGUUGUCGUUGACUACUCCGCAGAAUCCAUCUCUCUUGCAGAAUGUAGAUGUGCAGAGGAACAUAAUGGUUGGUCCUGCUUCUUUGCCAACACCUGUUACUUCAAGUUUUCAAAAUAGUACCGUGCUAAGUAAUCAGAGUCCUGCAGUUUCUGCACCUGCUAUGACUGGCAUUCCUGAAGACAAUAAAGAGAGUCUCAGUGUUCCUCAAGAUAAUGAAUGUCAAAGUGCACAAAUUGUCCAAGGUAACAAAGACCAGCCCAGCAUUGAACUAAAAGGUAUCCCUACUCCAGAAAUAAAAAUGUUGGUUCCAGAGGAGCAGUCAAAAAAAGAUGGGCAGGCCUUAGACGUGGGUAAGCUUCCAGUUCUGGAGGAAAGUAAAACCAUGGUAUCUGCGGCUAUGAGGGAAGCACCAACUUCUUUAAGCCAACUUCUUGAUAAUUCUGGAGCUCCUAAUGUAACCAUUAAGCCCCCAGGACUGACAGGUCUUGAAAUGGCACCAGUAGUCACCACUGUGGAGGAGAUAAAAAAGGUAGCUGUCAUUCCUCCACUGCAAGAUGCAUCUUCUAGCAAAGAGCCAUCUAAUUCACAUAGUUUCCCUCAAAGUAAUGAGCCCUGUUCAAAUCCAGGGCAUCAGGAACCGGGGGAAAUAAACUCAAAUGUUACACAGAGUGUUCCCCCAGUAAUGCAAAGGCCUGUCACUUCUUCUAUUUCAGCUCCCUUACCGCCCAACCAGAUAACAGUUUUUGUAACUUCAAACCCCAUUACAUCUUCUGCUAAUACAUCAGCACCGUUGCCAUCUCACUUGCAACCUGCAUUAGUGUCUACUGUUGUCACAAUGCCUAACGUAGGAAACAAAGUUAUGGUUUCUGAGGGACAGUCGGCAGCUCAGUCUAAUGCACGGCCGCAGUUCAUUACACCUGUUUUUAUAAACUCUUCCUCAAUAAUUCAGGUUAUGAAAGGCUCUCAACCAAGUACGAUUCCCACAGCCCCGAUGACAUCCAACUCUAGCCUGAUGCCUCAGUCAGUUGCAGUUGUGGGCCCGUUACAUAUACCACAGAACAUCAAGUUCUCCUCUGCACCUGCUCCUCCUAGCACAUCCUCUAGCAGCCCUGCUCCUAGUAUUCCCACGAGCAGGCCACUCGUUCUUAAUCCCUUGGCACCCCCUGUUCAGCUGCCUUCUCCUGCUACAACUUCUUCAAAUGUUCCUUCACAUCUUCCUGCUCAGCCAGCAAAAGACUCGAGCCCCGAAGAAGCUGCUUCUCAGAGCAGUGGGUCAAAUGACCAGUGCCCCGUUACAGCCACGCAGCCUGGACCCGUGGUUUCACCUCUUCUAAGCAGUAGUCCAGGGCCCGGGAACAGACGAAGUCCUGUUUCUUCUAGUAAAGGAAAGGGAAAAGUAGACAAGAUUGGCCAACUCUUGCUGACAAAAGCGUGCAAGAAAGUCACUGGCUCCCUUGAGAAAGGGGAAGAGCAGUACACCUUGGAUGGAGAAACAGAAGGUCAGGGGCUGGAGACAUCAGUCCCAAGCAACUUGGGAACAGAGCAGUCACCAGCAGAACUGGACAAUAAAACUGUGACACCUCCAGUACCCAGUCUUACAAAACAGAGCACUUCUGGGCCUGGCAAUGUGAGCGUUAGCACUGCUGCUGCUGUUUCUGCUUCUGUAUCUCCAAGCUUAUCAACAAGCACUCCUCCUACAAGUGCACUGUCAGCUGUAACCACUCCAGCAAUCCCAGAGCUCGCACCUGCAACACCAAGUACAAACGGCAGUAACCAUGGCAGCUUACCGGCUGAGCAGGCUGGGGGUGGUUUGGUGGAGGACAAAACAGGCACACAUCAGGAACUGCUGCAAAACACGGGAGGUGCUCCUGUGAAGAAGGAGUGGUGUCCCUUCCUUCUAUGAUGUCAUCUGCAAACUUUUGAGGGUACGCUUGAUCUUAUCAUCUGUGUCAUUGAUGAUGUUCAAGAGCACUGGUCCCGGGAUAGAUCCGUGGAGGACAACCACUGAUCACAGGCCUCCACUUGGACAUAGGGCCAUUGACCACGACCCUCUGGCUACGACCAUCCAACCAAUUCUUUAUCCACCAAAUAGUCCAGCCUUCAAAUUCAUAUCUCUGCAAUUUAGAGAUAAGGAUGUGGCGUGGGACCAUGUUGAAGGCCUUGCAGAAAUCCAGGUAGACAACGUCUGCUUCCCUUCCUUUCCUUCCUGUCCACUGAUGUUGUCACUCAAUCACAGAAGGCAACCAGAUUGGUCAGACGCAGGCUGUGCUUCGUGAAGCUGUGCUGGCUGUCUCGGAUCACCUUCUCAGCUUGCAUGUGCCUUAACAUCUCUUUUAGGAGGAUCCACUCCGUGACCUUCCCAGCCACGGACAUAAAGCUCACCAGCCUGUUGUUUCCUGGGUCUUCUUUUCUCCCUUUAUUAAAAAUGGAAGUGAUGUUUUCUUUUUUCUGGUUACCAGGAACCUUGCUUGACAGCCGUGACUUUUCAAAUAUGAUGGCGAGACACUUGGCAACUGCAUCAGCCAGCUCCUUCAGAGCCCUAGGAUGCGUGUUGUCUGGCCCCACAGACUUGCACACAUUCAUAUUCGUGAGGUGGUUUCAGACUUGCUCCAGUCUUACAGUGAGAGGGAUUUUGUUCACCUGAGCCCUGCCUAGAAGUUCAGGAACACAAGAGGCACGGGAAGCCUGACUGGGAAUGAAGACCGAGGCCAAGAAUCUUUAAGUACCUCAACCUUCUCUGUAUCUGAAGAAGCCAGUUCUUUCUCUCAUUUAUCAGAAUGGGUAUGCUCUCUGUUGUUUUCUAAGACCAAUGUAUCUCCAGUCUUUUAAGACCCUUGUUAUUUUUUACAUCACUUGCCAAGUGGAAUUCCAUCUAUGCUUGAAUUUUCUUGAUGCCAUCUCUGCACAUCUGUAUAGUAUCCCUAUACUCUUUCCAGGCCGUCCAUCCCCGCUUCCACUGCUUGUAUUAUUCCUUCUUUUCCUUCAAUUUUACCAUUCCCCUUUGCUCGGCCAUGAUGAUUUUCUGUCUCCUCUCCCUGAUUUCUUCUGCUGGAGGAUGGAGAGCUCUUGUGCUCUCAGAAAGGUAUCCUUAAAGUGCUGCCAACUCUGUUCUAUUCCUUUGUCCCUAAGGGCAGUUUCCUAUGGGAUCUCUUCCAGUAAUUCCUUAAACAGCCUGAAGUUCACUCUGCUGAAGUUCAGGAUUCUGACUAGACUCUUUGCCCAGCCCGCAUUCUUUGAGAUCCUGAACUCAACCAAAGCGUGGCAGCUACAUCCCAGGCUGCUUCCAGUCGGAACCUCUUUAAUGAUUUCUUCUGUUUUGGUGAGCCCCAGAUGCAGUAGUACUUCAGUGCUGGUUGGCCUGUCCGAUGCCUGAGCCAGGAAUUAUGUCAUCAGCACACCCCAGGAGUCUCUUGGAUUGUUCGCAGCCCGCUCUGCUGCUUUGCCAUCAGACAUUCAAGUGGUUGAAAUCUCCCAUCAGGAUAAGAGCCUGUGAGAGCGGUGGCUCUUGGAGCUGACGCACGAAGGCCUCAUCCACAGGCUGCAUCUGAUCAGGUGCCCAUAGCAGACCCAGCCACCAGAUGUCCUUUAUUGGUCCGGUCCCAUAUUUUCACCCACCAGCUCUCUGCAUGAGCACGGCUGUUUCCCAGAGGCAGCUCUUUGUACUCUGUCCGCCUCUUAACAUAGAGGGCGAUGCCCCUGCCCCCUCCUACCUUGUCUGUCUUUUCUGAAAAGCCUGUUGCCCUCAAUCAUAGUAUUCCAGUUGUACAAAUGAACCCAACGCAUUUCUUGAUUGCACCACGGCUUCCAUCCCCUCCUGCUGAUUUCCCCUGCUGCACACAUCUGUGCAGAGGCAGCUCUGCUGGGCUAUUGGCCUCACUGCCUUUUUGGAGGAGCCCUUGCAAAAAUCUCUGGGGGAAAUCUGAGGUGUUCCCCCACAGCUUCCUGAAGUGGCAGUGUUCCCUGAUUCUUCUCUGUGCAUCAGGAGUACGUUCCCUGCACCCAUCGAAUCUAAUUUAAAGCUCUAGUAAUGAGCCCUGCCAGGUUGCCCCUCCUGGUCAGGUGUAUGGAUCUGCUUUGGUCUUCUCAGAGUCCUUUAACAUAUAUAAUUUACUUAAAUAUAUAGACUUAAUUCUGAUAUUGGGUGUUAAUCCUAUUAAUACAAGUUCCCUCCAAUGGGAACCUUCAUCUUCUAGAGAAAUAGCUGAACUCUAGCAAAAUAAGUAAAUAAAUAAAUUAUGCACAGGGAAAAAUGAAAAUGUUCUUUUCAGAGAGAUACUUAGAAGUUCAAUUAUGUCUCAAUUGUGUGUUGUAACACAAAAUCUCCUCAUUUCUACCUUGUUUCCUUUAUAAUUUUACUUUUAGCAUUGACAGACUUUAUUCAUGACAUCACUGCUUGCUCUUGAUGCCAUUUUAACCUGUUGGAAGCAAUGUGGAAAUAAGUCAUCACUCUUAAAGUAAUUUGAAUAUCCAUUGUGCUUUAUAUUGUCAGUUUAGACAAGGAUUUUGUCUUUUGGAAGACAAAAGCAUGGAAAAUAGGUCCCACAUAAAUCAGUGCAAACGAGCUUCAAUUUAAGCCUAAAUUUUCCCUGGGGCUCGUUGUGUGCCGUAGCUGUAUGCUGCCAGAAGGUGGAAAUGCUGCCUUUGAGCUUCACAGAAGGAAUUAUGCUUUCUUAGAAGAAAAAGUUAUUGGCAGGAGCAGCGUGAUGUAAGUCUGUACAGCAGUCUCAAAGCAGGAAGCAGUGAUAGCACUUUCCAAAUGCUCUCGCUGCUUCUUGGUGUGUAAGAAAAAAAUAGAUGUCCCUACCUUCAGCAUCAGUAGUGGGGAUUCAUUUAUUCUCAAGUCUGAAGCAAGCUGUUCCGACUGCAGAGGGCUGCGUUCUCUUCAGAUGUGGGACAGUGAUGCAGGCAUCUGAAUGUACGUGUGUUUUUACAAAUGGAAAGAAUAUUCUUUAUCUAAAUUGGAACCCUUAUGUGUCUGUGUUCUUGCUAAGUUCAUGAUCACACCCAAAAGAAGACUGGAAGGCAUUUGUGUAACAGGUAUUGGUUUAUUAUAUUAUUUUUAACAAGGCAACCUAAAAAAAAUGUCGAGUCAUGAUAUCGUAUUGACUGAGGACAUCCUGGGAGCCUCUGGGAGCAGCUUGCACUUCUGCAUGUUAAUUGAAGGUGAUGGUAUCCAUUCACUAACAACGAUGCUGUUUUUCCUCAAGACUUCUGCUGAAACGAGCGUGAAGCUGAGGGAUGCAAAACAGAGACCUCUUUUAGGUCUCUCUUUAGUUUCUUGGUCCAGUGGCAAAACACUGCCCUUAAAAAUACACUUGAUGAUAUUUAGCUGCAUCACUUAAGUGUUUUGGGAAAACCUGCUUGGGGUAGGUUGGCUGAUGGUUUUAGGUGUGAGAGGUUUUUGUUGUUUGUUUUUAAACUGAGGAGCUGG
Messenger RNA from Centrocercus urophasianus (Greater sage-grouse), 9599 nucleotides. RefSeq names its product nuclear receptor coactivator 6 (gene NCOA6). Gene Ontology annotation, biological process: positive regulation of transcription by RNA polymerase II. The record is from RefSeq and is a predicted model, not a curated record. The transcript has 11 exons. Gene Ontology annotation, cellular component: nucleus; histone methyltransferase complex; transcription regulator complex. Bases 198 to 6071 code for a protein of 1957 amino acids. Lineage: Eukaryota; Metazoa; Chordata; Aves; Galliformes; Phasianidae.